Tribolium castaneum (red flour beetle) is the source of this 1554-nucleotide messenger RNA. RefSeq names its product Calreticulin (gene Calr). NCBI's taxonomy places the organism in Eukaryota, Metazoa, Arthropoda, Insecta, Coleoptera, Tenebrionidae. Gene Ontology annotation, biological process: protein folding. The coding region runs from base 154 to 1368 and encodes 404 amino acids. Gene Ontology annotation, molecular function: calcium ion binding. Gene Ontology annotation, cellular component: endoplasmic reticulum; endoplasmic reticulum membrane. The transcript has 4 exons. The record is from RefSeq and is a predicted model, not a curated record.
AUCGCGUGAGUGCGAGAGCGAUAGACAUAUUGCGAUAAGCGAUUUACUUCGGUUUGUAUACGUCUGUCUCACUAUUUUUCUGGCAUUUGCGGUAGAUUCGUGGCGAGAAUUUGACGUUGUCGAUUGUAAUAUUUUUGGUAAAAUUAUUAUAAAAUGAAGUCCUCUUUCUUAGUGUUUAUGUUUUGUGCGUAUUUUUAUGCAUCGAAUGCUGAAGUAUAUCUUGAAGAAAAAUUCCAAGAUGAUUCCUGGGAAAAGAAUUGGAUAUACAGUAAACACCCGGGGAAAGAGUUUGGAAAAUUCAAGUGGACAGCCGGGAAAUUUUUCAACAAUGAGGAAGAAGACAAAGGUAUUCAAACGUCACAGGAUGCCCGAUUCUACGCAUUGAGCCGAAAAUUCAAGCCUUUCUCAACCGAAGGCAAAGACUUGGUGAUUCAGUUUACAGUAAAACACGAACAGAACAUCGACUGUGGAGGCGGCUACAUUAAAGUCUUUGAUUGUUCUCUCAAUCAAGAGGACAUGCACGGCGAAUCACCUUACCGUCUCAUGUUCGGUCCGGACAUUUGUGGCCCUGGCACCAAAAAAGUCCACGUAAUCCUCAACUACAAAGACAAGAACGUACUAAUCAACAAAGAAAUCCGCUGCAAAGACGACGUAUACACACACGCUUACACUCUGAUCAUCCGACCCGAUAACACCUAUGAAGUCCAAAUCGAUGGUGAAAAAACCGAAAGUGGGGAAUUGGAAGCCGACUGGGACCUGCUCCCGCCCAAGAAGAUCAAGGAUCCCGAAGCCAAGAAACCGGAAGAUUGGGAUGAUCGUGCCACAAUCCCCGAUCCCGAUGAUAAGAAACCGGAAGAUUGGGACAAGCCGGAACACAUCCCGGAUCCGGAAGCCACCAAGCCUGAUGAUUGGGAUGAUGAGAUGGAUGGGGAAUGGGAACCACCAAUGAUUGAUAAUCCCGAAUACAAAGGGGAAUGGCAGCCGAAACAAAUCGAUAAUCCUGCUUACAAAGGACCAUGGGUGCACCCAGAAAUCGAUAAUCCUGAAUACACUCCCGAUUCUGAACUGUACAAACAUAAGGAGAUUUGUGCCGUUGGGUUUGAUUUGUGGCAGGUUAAGUCCGGUACCAUUUUUGAUAACGUUUUGGUCACUGAUGACGUGGAAUACGCUAAGAAGGCCCUCUCUGGUUUGAAGGAUAGACAAGAUGGGGAGAAGAAAGCAAAGGAAGAACAAGAUAAGGCUGAGAAGGAUGCAGCUGCUGCUGCUGAAAAGAAGGAUGAUAAUGAUGAUGAAGAUGACGACGAUGAUGAUGAUGAUGGCGAAGAAGAACACGUGCCACAAGUAGAGGAAAAUCAUGACGAGUUGUGAGUGUAAAAGAGACAAUUUUUAUAUCUUACUGUGUGCAGUGUUUUGUUCCAUAGUGUGUACUAUUUCUUUGACUGAUUUUUGUUAAUAAUGAGCGUAUUACUUCUAAUAAAACACAAAAUCCUACAAUAAGUUGUUUUUGUAUUCACAUUUUAUUUGUACAAAAUUCAAAUAAAUUAUUAUAACUUG